AAGUGUUAGCACAAGCGGAAGUGGUACUGCCCUGAAUACCCCGAGCAGCGAAACCGAGGACAGCUUGAUACUCCAGUCGUUUAGAGAAAAAAAAGCAGGACUCAGAAUAUAUUUAAAUCCUCGAAAUGGACAAGUGCGACCUGGUACAGAAGGCUAAACUGGCCGAGCAGGCAGAGCGCUACGACGAUAUGGCUGCCUCUAUGAAGGCUGUCACGGAGGGUGGGGGCGAGUUGUCCAAUGAAGAGCGAAACUUGCUGUCUGUGGCAUACAAGAACGUGGUGGGCGCCCGCCGCUCCUCCUGGCGUGUCGUCUCCAGCAUUGAGCAGAAGACGGAUGGCACCGACAAGAAGCAGCAGAUGGCACGCGAGUACCGCGAGAAAAUCGAGACUGAGCUACAGGACAUCUGCAAUGAUGUACUGGGCCUUCUGGAGAAGUUCCUCAUACCCAAUGCUAGCCAGGCAGAGAGCAAAGUCUUCUACCUGAAAAUGAAGGGAGACUACUACAGAUACUUAUCUGAGGUGGCAUCUGGAGAGUCAAAGAAAAGCACAGUGGACCAUUCUCAGAAGGCUUAUCAGGAGGCUUUUGACAUCAGCAAGAAGGAGAUGCAGCCAACACACCCCAUCAGGCUGGGUCUAGCUCUCAACUUCUCUGUUUUCUACUAUGAAAUCCUCAACACCCCAGAACAGGCCUGCAGUUUGGCAAAGACGGCUUUUGAUGAAGCAAUUGCUGAGCUUGACACUUUGAAUGAGGACUCUUACAAAGACAGCACUCUCAUCAUGCAGCUACUAAGGGACAACCUCACUCUGUGGACAUCGGAAAACCAGGGUGACGAUGGGGAUGCCGGCGAGGGGGAGAACUAAAGGCUUUGCACUUCACUGUUAAAUCCGCCCACACUCUCUAUCUUACACAUACAGCCCAUAGUACCCUGCUACAUCCACUUCACUAUGACUCCCCUUUCUGUAUGCUAAGCAGCAUGAAUUGUACCUGACCUACAAGUGUCUGCCCCUCCUGAGAUCAAGUGACAGGGUAACCUUCAGUCGUUCAAAAUAUUUCGAACGUAUGUGUGUGUGUUUGUGUGUGUGGGAAAACUAAAAAUAACAAAAAAGGUUAGAGAGGCCAUUCUUUAUCCAUAAUUAUUUCCUUAUUAUUUUUUAAAAAGUCAUAGUUCUCUAUCAGGUUAUGCAUUGUAGUCCCCCCUAACAUGUAGUGUACUGGCAAUUGCUGGUUUUAUUCAAAAGAUUAUUAAACUAUCCAGUUAGUUUAACAAACACUGUGAUGCUUAUUUUUCUCCUUACUUCUCCACAGAACUGAAUUAUGGAUAAUUAACCUUUCUUGGAGAAGCCGUACAAUUCUGUUGUGAUCUCAUACAGAAAGGAAGCAAACAGGCUGUAUUGUGACACUGACUAACAUCCAUUACUGUUGUUGAUGUGUAAUGUUCACCAUUUUAUUUUGCAUGAGUCUAAGAAUGAAAUAAAAGGGACCCUAGGUAUUGCCAUUCUACUUCUGUUCAAUUACAAUAAAGAACUGAAACAUUCCAUCAAUACAUCAGUAUAUAACAUUGACCAUAAACCCAUUUUAGAUCAGACUGGUGAACUGUCCUAAUUUACAGCUAGCAUAAAGGUGCUGUCAGUAAAACUUGCCAAUAUAAAUAACGUGCCCCCACCCCCACUUUUUUUUUCUUUGAAUGACCCAUUUUAACACUUGUAAACAUAAGAGUUUAAUAUAAAUCUGUCUUGAACUAAAAUGUAAACACACUUCAAAACAAAUACUGUAAUACUUAGUUUAAAGUUUAGUUUUUUUUUCUCCAAAACAAACAAACUGGUGGUUCAUGGUGAAAACACCCUUCAAACUGUUAAGUAAAUAAAAAAUUAUAUUUAGGCUAACAUGGCGCUAUUUAUGGUUUGACAGAGCCUCACUGUUUUCCCAUCAAUGGUAGAGAGAUUGCUGCUGUGGAUUUCCUGGCUGUUGAUUCAUAUUGGCCCCUGACUGAAUUAUUGUCAAUGGUGAUUGUCCAUUUCAAGUUUUUUAUUUUUUAUUUUUGUAUAAGUGAUGGGGUAAGGCAUAGUUUGCAGCUGGAAACCGACCCAUUCUGUGUGGCUUCAGCUGUAAUUGAAGUGCACUGGCACUGCCAGAAUUUUCUGCAGAAAAAUGUGGUGCUCCAGUUAAGCCAACUUGAGUUCUAGUAAUCCAAGCUCAACUUGUCUUCAAUCUGUGUGCAGAACAGGCAUGCAGAUAUGUGGACAAGUCAUUGCUAUCAAGAAACCUUAAAGAGGUUAGGUUAGCUGUUCAGUGUCACAAUACCUUGUCACACCUCCAUAACAUUCCACUAGGUGUAGAACUCAUCUGUCUCAAACUGAGGACAAUGUUCAUGCACUGAAGAAAGUCUCUCCCCUUAGCUGAACAAAUGGCAGUUAUUCUAUGCUUGAGAAAAAAGUACAGUAGUGAAUGUGGAGCCAAGCCUGUCUGUAUAUCUGGUAUCUCCAAUUGCUUUGUUUUUACUGACCAGUAUUCUGCCUACAGUUAGCUUCUGUGACGGUUUUAUCGCUUAGCGCGCACGUGGUUGUGAAAAUUUAGACUAGCUUAAGAAAAAAAAUUUAAAAGACCAAAAAAAAAAAAAAAAAAAAA
This is a messenger RNA of Electrophorus electricus (electric eel), 2625 nucleotides long. It is a transcript of the gene ywhaba, whose product is annotated as tyrosine 3-monooxygenase/tryptophan 5-monooxygenase activation protein, beta polypeptide a. Lineage: Eukaryota; Metazoa; Chordata; Actinopteri; Gymnotiformes; Gymnotidae. The record is from RefSeq and is a predicted model, not a curated record.